CAUUUCUGUGUAGUUGAACCCUUUCCAACAAUGACUGUAUAAUUUUGAGAUCCAUUUUUUCACACUGGGGACAACUGAGGGACUCAUACGCAACUACUACAGAAGGUUCAAGCGCUCAGUGAUGCUCCAGAAGGAAACAAAAUGCAUUGAGAGCCAGGGGUGAAAACGUUUUGAAUUUGAAGGUCAGGGUCUUCUGGGAAACAUGUAAGUAUCUUCUCUAGCUUCUGAAGCACAGUACUAAAUGAAACAAUAUGAUUUAGGAAAAAUAAGAAAAAUGUACACAUCUCCAUUCUGUUCAAAAAUUUACACUCCACACUCUUAAUGCAUGUUUUUUCCUUCUGUAGCAUCAGUGAGUGUUUGAACCUUCUGUAAUAGUUGCGUAUGAGUCCCUCAGUUGUCCUCAGUGUGAAAAUACAGAUCUCAAAAUCAUACAGUCAUUGUUGGAAAGGGUUCAAACACACAAAAGUGCUGGAAAACCAAAAUAUUUGUGGGACCCAAAGGAAUUUUCUGAAGAACAGUGGGCAGUUUAACUGUUCAGGACAAACAAGGGACUCAUGAACAACUGUCACUAAACAAAAACACAGCUGUGGAUCAUUCAGGAACAACACAGUAUUAAGAAUCAAGCGUAUGUAAACAGGGACGUUUUCAUAAAUUCAACUAUUAUUUUGUCUUGUAGACUACAUGUAAAUGUCUUUUAUGUAAAAUAUCGUAUUGAGGUCAGUAUUUAAAAAAAAUAGCAUGCAUUUUGUAUGAUCCCUCUUAUUUUAUGAAAAUAAUAACAUUUUGCAGAUUCUGCAAGGUGUAUGUAAACUUUUGACCUUAAAUGUAUUUGUCCCAUUUUCUAAUUUUGUUUAACUCAGACUAUAUUUUCCAGAAAAUAUGAAGUAGAGCACAACUGUUUUUAACAUUGCUAAUAAUCAGAAAUGUUUCUUGAGAAGCAAAUCAGCAUAUUAGAUUGAUUUCUGAAGGAUGAAGUGACACUGAAGACUGGAGUAAUGAUGCUGAAAAUUCAACUUUGAUCACAGCAAUUAUAUUUUACCAGGAUGUUUAGGACUCCUCACGUUAAGACUUGCUUAAAUCAGCUCAGACUGGUGCUGAUGCUCAGAGACACUCAUAUCCAGCAUGAACGGACAAUCUGCAGCCGCUCUGCAUUGAGACGAGACGACGUUCAGUGGUGGGAACAACACAAGUACUUCUGCUCCAGUACUGCUUUAACACCUCACACCCGCUGCCCUGUUUCUAGAGGAUUCUCUCUUAUUUUGGACUCUUCCAAUCAUUUAUGUCCACAGGCCACGAUACGGUUAUGCACUCAUUUUCUGUUAACACACAUGAAUUAUGGCUGUAUGAGCUGGCUACACAUACCGAAUACUUUCUUGCGGUUUUUACACAUCUCUCCCACUAAUCAAAGCAAAGUGAAGAAAUACCAGAAUUCUCCUGAAAGCAGUAUUAAAAGACAAACAUGCUACCGUGUAUUAAAACACAGCACAAAUAGCACAAGCAGCUUCCGCUGGUUGUCUAACAUCGGCCCAGGCCUGUGGACUAGGCAUUUUAGAGCUGUUGCCCAAACUCGUGGGCUGCACAGAAAUGCACAUCAGCGGACUGUGAUGGACGAGUGUUUGUCUGCAGGAAACGAGGUUCGCUGCAAACGCUCGCUGCAAGCCAACUCUGCUCUGUACAAGCGAGAAGGGAAGAGCUGGGCGGCGGUACUGGUGUGUCUGUGUGCCGUGAGCGGGGAUCCCGCGCUCCUCUUCACCCUCAGAUCCGCCAAGCUGAAGGGUAGACACAAAGGAGAUGUCAGUUUUGCAGGGGGAAAGAAAGACCCUUCUGACAGAACCGUUGUAGAUACGGCUCUCAGAGAAGCGCGUGAGGAGCUGGGAAUCCACAUCACAGAAGAUAAAGUGUGGGGUGUGCUGAAACCGCUGCAUGAUAUGUCUGGAAUGAUGAUUGCACCUGUAAUAGCCAAUCUUGGACCAUUGGAGGAGCUCUCUUUUCAGCCUAAUCCAAGUGAGGUGGAAGAGAUUUUUACAGUGACAUUUGAGCAUUUAUGUCAACCUCAAAACAGAGGCUACACACACUUCCGCACCGGAGAUCGUUACGGGUACACACUCCCAGUGUUUCACAGCCCUAAGCAUCGCGUCUGGGGUCUUACGGCAGUGGCUUUGGAUCACGCGCUCAAAAUAAUUGUGCCACCAGAGCAGCUGUUGGACCGCAGCGUGAUUCAGUAGCACCUCCAGCAGACAGACCGCUUUCUAAACAUAUUACAGAUUUAGUUUUAGGAAGAAUCUCAUGGAAACUGUCAAGAAAGGUCUGGAUCAUAUUACAUCUCCCCCUUAAAAAAGGGAAAUUAAAACCAAUACAUUAUAUUUAAAUAAUGAAACUUAUUGUCAGGUCGUAUAUAAUGUGCUAAAUUUAAUUUAUGCAUAUUUUUGCUUAAGCUAGAUCACGGAUACUGUAACAGAAUCAUAAUGGUCCAUAAAAGUGAUGCAAUAUGACACUGAUCCAUAUCUGUGAGAUUCACCCAUUGGUAUGUUUCGGCUUUAGAGUUAAUGAAGAGUUAGCUGGUCUGCUGUUGUGAAGAGCCUCCACUGAAAUCAGAGUGUUUUUUUAACAAAGCACAUACGUUUGAAUGUAUUUUUGGGAUUAAAAAAUUAUGUUUUUCUGCAUCAUCUUAACCCAGAUGAUUGUUUUAAAUGUGAGUCUAAUAUAAAUGUCAUUUUAUUUAGCAUCAGUGCUUAUAAUAAAAGUGUUCAAAUGCUUUAA
Molecule: messenger RNA, 2760 nt
Organism: Labeo rohita (rohu)
Lineage: Eukaryota; Metazoa; Chordata; Actinopteri; Cypriniformes; Cyprinidae
Gene: nudt8
Product: nudix (nucleoside diphosphate linked moiety X)-type motif 8
Exons: 5
Coding region: 1044-2225 (393 amino acids)
Molecular function (GO): coenzyme A diphosphatase activity
Source: RefSeq, a predicted model, not a curated record